This is a messenger RNA of Williopsis jadinii, 2319 nucleotides long. RefSeq names its product Nip100p (gene NIP100). The record is from RefSeq and is a predicted model, not a curated record. The transcript has 2 exons. The coding region runs from base 1 to 2319 and encodes 772 amino acids. NCBI's taxonomy places the organism in Eukaryota, Fungi, Ascomycota, Saccharomycetes, Phaffomycetales, Wickerhamomycetaceae.
AUGAUUGAGAUUGGUGAACGAGUCACGUUCAAGGACCUUGAAGGUGUAGUGAGGUUUGUUGGUGAGACACGCUUUGCGCCUGGUCUUUGGGUCGGAGUUGAGUUGACUACUCGCAACGGUAAGAAUGAUGGCAGUGUCAAAGGGGAUCGUUAUUUCACAUGUGAAAAAGACCACGGGAUAUUUGUCAGGGAGUCUAUGCUUUCAAGGAAUAGUGAUAGAUCUGCCGCUCCACUUGAGUCAAGUGAACAUUCCAGCAACAGCUCAGUUAUAGAAAAUGUCAAGUUGAAAACUAUCGUUCAACGACUGGAAGGUAAGCUGGAAAGAAUGCAUUUGGAGAUAACAUCGUUGAAGAUAAAACUUGGAGACGCAAAGGAGAAGAAUGAUCUUCUACAAGGUCAGGUGACUGCGGCAGAUGAAGGCUUUGAGAUUCUUUCCAUUGACAAGGAAACUCUUACUGAGCAGAAUGAACUUUUAAAGCAGGAUAUCGAGGACCUUACCGAGAAGAAUCAGAAGUUACAGGUUGAAGUUGAACAACUAAGAGAGGAGAUUAAACUUUUACAGGAUGUUUCACCACAACCCAUUGAUCUUGCCGAAAGGAACACAAUGCUUGAAAAGGCAUUGCUAACGUUACGUGACAGAACAGAGGAGCUAGAACAACAGUUAGAAACAGCUUUGAUUGAACUCAAGUCACGUGAAGAUGCUGUUGAGGACAGUAAUAAACUUGCAGUUAGGGAGUUACAAGAGAAAGUUAGCCAGUUAGAGAAAGCGAGACUUGAACAAGAAGAUAUAGAGGCACUCCAUAUCGACACGGAACGUGAACUUCAAUCCCAAGUGGAUUCUUUGGAGAGGAUAAUCGACGAGAAACAACUACUCAUAACUGAGUUGAAGGCUGAUAAGUUGCAACUGAUCCAAUUGACAGAACAGAGCAAAUAUCCUAGCGUUAAUGAGAUUGAUAAAAGACUCCUGGAUGAUUUAGAGCUAAAAUUGAACAGGUUGAAACAACACAAAAUUUCCCUAGAUAUUGACCAUAUGGUGCUCCAAAGAGAGGUAAACGAACGAGAAGAUUUGGUGAAGGAAGUUUUGAAGAGAUCAUCUGUGAAUGUUGAUCAUGUGAGAUCCAGGUUAGAAAUGGAAAAGUUUCAAAGCUUAGCUGAGAACCUCGGAAGUUAUAUCGAUGCCGGAGAUGAUGUCCAAGUUAACCUUCUUGGAGAACUGUUCAGGUUGAGAUUGAGACUUUUUGGAACAACUUUAAGGUAUAUUGGCAGACUAUAUGAAAGUUCGUCAACUAGAAGACCAUUGGCUUUAACUUCAGUCCAAAUGGUACUAUCAGAUUGUGUUCAGCAUAUCAAAGAUCAAGAAUAUGGCAACAUUCCGAACUUCAGUGCUACAGAACAUGAAUUAAUACAGGAAGAACUCCUUGUUGGAAUAACUUUUGAAAACAACUUCACGUUACAGUACGAACUAGAAUCCCAGAUUUGUGCCUGUGACUGCAUUUUGACUGUUGUGGAGUUGUUAAAGAAUAAAGGAAUCGAAGAGAAUUCACAAGAACUUACCGAAUUAUUUCGGUCAUCAUCAGAUAGAAUAUCUCGGAAUAAUGAAAUACUCAAGGAGCUUGAAAGAGAAACACUGAACAACCACGAGAUCACAAAGUGCACCAUCAAAUCAAUCACAACUGAUGUGAUUUCAUUUCUUGAAAAUAUUAUUUCUGGGUUGGCAGUUUUUUCUUUGAGACCAGAAAAUCUACUAAGAGAGUCAAAGACUUUACUUCAUACACUUUCGCAACUUCCAGGAUCGAUUAAAUGGGAAUCACACUCUGUGGAAAUGAAUGAACUCUCUGAAAAGAAGGACGAAAACCUCUUAUCAUCGGAUGUUAUGGCACUGAAAUCAAAUCUUUCUGAGAAAGAGCAAAAAAUUGAAGAGUAUGAGGCCAAGAUUGAAGUUUUGCAGAUGAGGGUAGAGUCAAACAAGGAAACAGAGAAACAGAUGAAAAAAUACAGAAAUGAAUGCAUGAUUCUUUCUGAAACAAAUGCAACAGUCAGUGCUCAACUGGAAGAGCUUCUUAUGGAGAACAAACAACUCACAAAAGAAGUUCAAAAGUCAAGGAAUAAUAAUCUGCUAUUUAACGCUCAGUUUGAAACGAUCACAGAACAGAAGAAGUUUGUUGAGCAUAUGGACUUGGUCUCUGAAAUUCACACUUUGAGGAACACUGUGCGUCAUUUUACAUCGGUGGCAUUGGAAACCACCAAAUACGACUGGCUUUCAAUACCAUUACCUUCUUAUGAGCCUUUCCACCGCGAGGAGGGAAUCAGUUACACGUAA